UUCGCACAACCAGCCCUCACGGAAACCUUGCCUCGCGCAAGCUCUGCUUCCCCAUUCCCUGCCACAGACACCUCGGCGCUGCUCCAAGGCGCCCGUCAAGCCCUCGUCACAUCCAGCGCAGCCCGCCCAUGGCGGAAGAACCUUCGGUGAAGAGGACCAAGACGGAGGACCUUGGUGCGGGGUCAGAGCCAGACGCCGCGGCGGCUCCGGCGGCGGCGGCGGCGGAAGAAGGGGAAAGGCCGGGCGGCGAGGUGACCGUCAAGAUACAGUCCAGAGCUCUCUGCUGCAGGAUCUGCUCCGAGCCCCUCAAGCCGCCCAUCUUCAAGUGUGCGGCUGGGCACGUUUUGUGUUCUCAGUGCCCGGAAAAGCUCCGUGAGGUUGGGCACGUUUUGAGACUGGGUACAUUCUGCGCUCUGUGUUGCAAAAGCACUAGCUAUUCCCGCUGCGUCGAGCUCGAGCAGUUCAUCGAUGCCAUGAAAGUGCCAUGCUCGAACCAAACAUACGGCUGCAACGAGUUCGUCGGCUACCAGCAGAAAGAGAAGCAUGAGAGUUCAUGCCCACAUGCUCCAUGCUACUGCCCAGAGGACGACUGCACCUUCAAAGCGCCGGCAUGUUGCCUGCUGGACCACUUCGUCACCGCACACGGAUGGUCGCCGACCAACUUGGGUUACAACAAGCCACUGAAGAUCCCCUUGGCACGAGACCGCCGGUUCACGCUUCUAGUUGGGGAGGACAUGUCCUUGUUCCUCCUGAUAAACACCCUGACCAGCAUCGGCAGUGCUCUCGCCGUGGUCUGCGUCAGGCCCCAUGAGUCUGAACCGAGCUAUUCGUGCAACAUCUCGGCUGCUGGUGGGAAAACCGAUGGGAGGCUUGUGUUCCAGAAGGAUCCUCACGUGUCAAGCAGCUCGCUGGCGGGUGGAGUUCAGAUGGGCAACUUCUUCUUGCUGGUUCCUCUGGAAUUCGCCGAGAGCUCAUCUGCUUAUGUAACACAGUUGUCCCAAUGGAAGACGCUCACCAUUGCCAGAUCAUUAGCAUUGAUCUUCAAGAUUUUGCAUGGUUUCCUCUCUCAGAAAAAUCUCCCGGGUGCCCACAGAGGACCUCCUAUAUGUCGCUCAUUGCGGCAAAGAGUCGGCGUUUCACAUAGGGCGGGACCUCCUAUAUGCCGCUCAAUGCGGCAAAGAGUCGGCGUUUCACACAGGGCGGCUCAGCUGGGCCUGCCCAUUUGCAGUGACACGGGGAGGCGUCGUGUUAGCGAAGUGAAAAACGCAGAAAAAAGAGGGCACGGGCAAAGCUUCUUUGGACGGAGGAAGUACAAUUUUGAGGCUAUUGAUCGUGAUUCCUAA
Messenger RNA from Triticum dicoccoides, 1343 nucleotides. RefSeq names its product E3 ubiquitin-protein ligase SINA-like 7. The coding region runs from base 129 to 1343 and encodes 404 amino acids. Lineage: Eukaryota; Viridiplantae; Streptophyta; Magnoliopsida; Poales; Poaceae. The transcript is spliced from 6 exons. Gene Ontology annotation, molecular function: zinc ion binding. The record is from RefSeq and is a predicted model, not a curated record.